Amoebophrya sp. A120 is the source of this 14436-nucleotide messenger RNA. The record is from the annotation of a GenBank genome assembly. NCBI's taxonomy places the organism in Eukaryota, Dinophyceae, Syndiniales, Amoebophryaceae.
GUGAUUCGUACACAUCAAGCACGACCGGACAUAGACUUGGCGCUGUGCUACCCUUGCCCGUCUUGCACAUGCAAUUUUCUCGUCGCUGAACGUUGCCGUUUGUUGAUCCGUACUUAUUGCAUCCGUAGCAGCACGUUUCUUCAAGCUGCCUACGUUCACAACAACUCAUUCUCCUGUUCAAACCACCCAUCAAGCUCGUAACACCAGACACACAAUGGCAUCUACAUUCUUCUCACCGUUGAGGUCUUUCAAUCGAAAUCGCACCCAGCCUACUGUCCGGCCCCGCGUGUCCAUUCGGUGUGGAGCAGUGAUCAUUUUUGUCAGAUGCUGGACGGCGACGUUUUUAUUUUUGUCUACUACCGGAAAAUCUUCAGUCUUGCGCGCCGCAAGUUGUGGAGGCACAGCUGCAGCAAAUUCCCCAGCAGCUCCCAGUACUACAACUGCGGACAAAGAUGAGGCGAAUUUAGGUGCAGAGGUUGAAUCGGUCACGAAAGAAGCAGCUCAUUCCGCAGAGGACCACUACCUUCAUCCGGAAGGACUCGUCAAAGAGCAGCACCUCGCUGGUAGUUCCGCUUCCCCCUCGCUGUCGCGGGGUUUGGCGCCGAAGCACCGCGUCCUUUCCAGUCGCCGCCCGCGCUGGAGCGACGAGUUGGUUGACGUGGUAGAACACCAGUCAGGUGCUGGAGCCGACGUGGAAGAGGCAGAGGAGGGCCAUCUUCAUGUUGCCGGAGGACUUGAAGAUUACUAUGUGCCCCCGGGAGGUGAAAACGGAAAUCCCAUUCAAGACCAGCUGCAUCUACCUGGGGCCGCUCACCCCUCCAAAACCGGAUCGCAGUCGCUCCUAGUCUCGCAUGAUGAAGCUAAUAACUCGGCAGACGACACAGGAAAUUAUGGCCCUCGUGAGCAGCAGGAGCAGCACCAACGCAAAAAUCCAGUCCGUCGUCGGCGUGCGAAAGAGGCCUGGAACUACAACAGGCAAGACAGUAGUUACAGCAACCAGCACAGUCCUUGUGACGGGGCCACGUCCUCCCGAUGGCCGUCUUCCCGGAAGGUAAAAGUGAACGAGGACGAGCUGUCUCCAGAGCAUGAUGAGGAAGAGGUUCGAGCAAUAUUAAGCCCGCGAAGGAAAACACCAAUAGAACCCCCACAGCGUGCAGAGGAAUCAUGGAAGCAGCAAUGCCGUUGGACGUCGCCCACUAGCGGUUGCGGCAAAGAUUACGAGGAGCAGAACUACAGCUGCGCUGGCGGCGAACUUGUACAGAGGAGCAGCCACAAAGCGUCGAAAAGCUGGACCUACAACAAGGGCAACGGGCCACAGAGGAGUCGUGCUGCUACGUCGUCGUCCUCCAAUUGUGGCGGGUGGGGUGGUACUCGCGCCCCUGCGAUGGUGAACAGGGCCUCUUCGUUCCAACAAACUAUAACUACGCAUCCCCGGUCUAUUUCCGAAGUGCCACCAGCGGAUCCAGUUCCACCAGAUUGGCAUGCCUACUCCACCGGUCCGCGACAGUGGAAAAACCAUCAUCCGCAGUCUAGAAAACACGCAACAACCCCACCUCAAAGGCCCUAUCACAACCGCAACACCGCACGACAGCAAGCUCCUCGGACGGGCGACCGCAGAAACCCACCACUUCCGCAGUAUUUUCAGUGCAAUGAUUCAUCGACUAAUAUUACGUCAGCACAGGAGCGCGGUUGUGCAAACAGAUUUCUACACCAACCAGCUGCGGCUGCGGACUACUUCCAGUGCACCUCCAGCGACCCAAGAAUGAUCGGAGCAAGAAGCACAAUCGCAGCUGCACCUGGAGCCACUGCCGCUCUUCCUCUUGCGACGUACAGCUGUAACAAUUUUGCACUUUUCCCGGCGGGGAGCGUUGCCUGUCUUCCCGUGGGCGGCGUUGUAAUAUGACCUGCUCAGCUGUUACAAUCUCAAACGUUACAACAGAAUAUGAAAAUCUGUGAUGCAAGAAGUGCAUGAUCUACUCUACUGCUCCCACAGGAUUGCGCAUGACAAGCUCUGGAGCCCCAAUCCGCACUAGAAUCUGGCGAAAUUUGUAUUGCAAAACGUGGAACGCCGUGCGCGUCUGUUAUGCUCAUCAUGCAGCACAAAACCCAGGCUCUAUUGUAACAUUUGAGAUUGUAACUUUUGAGCAGGCCAUAUGUGAUGCCGCAACCUUCUGAAACUUUUUGGCAUCAUUGUGACACACAACAAGAAGCGCGCCCGGCACACGACCCGCAGAGCAACUUCUUCUACGCGCAAGAGCUAUUUUUGAACCAGCACGAACAGCCAGCCGUGGCGGUAGACGGAAGUACUACAGAAGUUUUUGCCCAUCCUACUACAGCACCGUCAACAGCACCAGGGCAAGAAGGUUGUGUCUUCUCGUUCCCUUGUUCAUCGCAGGGGCCAGUGGGACGAGGUGUUGCCGUUGCGGCACCUCCAAGUAGUGCCCCCGAGGAUGAUCAUCAAGCUGGUUCUCCUUUACGCACGCCCCCGGCUUCGGCAACGGCGGUGUACCAGUGGACAGAUUAUAUGGGGGAGGACCGGAGUUGUACUACUACUAGAUUUGGCCAACAUAGUGCAUCAAAUUCCGCCGGUCCUCUUCACGAAGCGCACGAUUUUCUGCAGAAGAGAGGAGAAAAUUUACUAACUGCAGAGCAAGGAGGACGGCAAGAGCAGAGCACGACAGCAUUCUCUGUUCCGAGCGUUUUCUACAGCACAGCUAACAGUUAUUUCGCCACUCCAUUGGAAGAUGUUUGUUUCCCGACUUCGAGAACAACCGACUUGGCAGUUAGUAGAGCGGCACCAGAGCAAGCAAGUAGCGGUAGUACUGCAGGAGCCGCUUUUACUUCGUCAUCUUCUGCGGCUCCUCGUGCAGCCGGAUCUGUAGUACAGCACCAAGGAGAUCAUGCUGUGCCUCCGACAACAGGAACAGACAGCGACUCGUUCUAUCCUGAGUAAAAACGUACCCACACCAGAGUUGUAAUGCAGAUUCGCAAAGACAGGAAGACUUGUAAUGCGCAUCCCCAUGAGACCCAUUUCCAAUCGUGUUUUGGAAUUUGUGAUGCUGUGAACAGGAUGAGCAGAUGAAUCUGUGACGCGGCUGCACUUGCUAACCUGCACUAAGCUGCAUAGUGCAACUUGUCAUGCGUGACUCACAGAUAGGAAUGUGAAGUGGGUGGGGCCGUUUCCGCCCCCGUUGCUGGUGCUGGUGCUCCGGGGUGGUUGGCUAUGUCCUACAGUUGUAUUGGUGGCGUUUUGUGUGAGGAGUAUAGUGGGGAGUGCCUGGUCCAUAGGGCCCGGGGGGGGCGGCGUCUUCGGGUUGAUCAAUUCACCUGAUACACAAUGUCCCGCCCGCAGUAGCGCAGUCUGUUUAUGUCAUGCGUGACUCACAAAACUCCUAGGUUUGUGUUGCAAAAUCCUCAUCCUGACUCUGGUGUGGGUACGUUUUUACUCAGGAUACGUUCGGGACUACCAUUAUUCUCGAGCAGGAGCCGUGUCAAGACGAAAGAGCCAGCGGGGAUAGGGAAGUGCUGGCAGGCUUGUCAACAAUAAUGAGGACCUUCUCUUCACCUGUGUCUCCUGUAUCCUGUGCAAAAGUAUCGUACUUGUGCUAAUUGCUUUUACGCAUAUAAAAAUCUUUUUUUAAGGUAGAUCCGCAUUACAAAGUUUAUUUCUCACGCUGAGCUAAUUUGUAUUGCAAUUUAAACUAGUCCUAGUGCGAUGAUUUUGAAGUUCAUAACCUGCUGGACGUAGCAACAACUGGUCCCCAGAGCAGGAUCAAGAAGUGGGGCGGACAGAACCAGAAGGUGGUCGUCACGACCCUGCUUCACAACCUUUUCAUCAACAAGGACCACAAGAACAGAAGCAGUCCCCAAGAAGAAGUGCCGCCGCCCAACGUAAAUCAGAAUUCGCAAUACUCCGGCCGGACCGGCUGCGUUUUCUGUCGACGAAGCCGGAUCCCAGGUUUGCGGAGUAUCCUGUGUAAAAACGUCCGCACCCCAGCGUUGUCAUGCAAAUCUGCAUGCUCUAAAUGUUUGUCAUGCGGAGCCCCAUGAGAAGCAUUCUCUGGACGUGUUUUGGAAUUUAUAAUGCGCCAAUCAGCAUGAUAUGAAUACUAGAUCUGUGAUGCUGCUGAACUACCUCAAAGAAACGGCACUACACUCCGAGUCCAAAUUUGUCAUGCAAAACAGCCAAAACUUGUGGACUUGUCUAGCCGAUUCCCCAUCGUGACUAUGGGGUGGGGACGUUUUUACAUAGGAUACGGAGGAGACCGGGUUCUCUGUGGGGGACGUGGUGGACUAUGGUGUUGAAGUUUUGCAAUGAAGAUGAAGUUUCGCCGCGGUCGUGUCUUCUACAUGCUGUAAGUACACGAAAAUAACUGUGAGCCGAAUAAGUACUAACCAAUUCUUGUACUGUAGUACCUACGAGCCGCAAGCGGACCACCGGCGCAGCGAUAGUUACAACAUGGCGCAGGAGCUGACGCGAUUCUACUCGUGCGGGCUCGCGAUUCAAUUUACCACCUAAUUCGACACUGCUUCUUCACCUACUAAUUCCAAAGAACAGGCGGGCUCGGGCACCGGUAAAAGCCGGUGGGAAGAGCAAUCUCCUGCAACCUCUUCUGCGAAAGUAAAAAUUUGGAAUACCAUCUCCAAUGCCGAUGCGCAACAUUGUCUUUCUUGAGAAUACAGCAGAGCAGAUGAAGUAAAAGGUACAAUUUUUCUGAAGGAACAAGAUCAAGAGGAGAGGUCUCUUAGCACACAAAGUUGCCUGCUUCUACUUGAUCAGCUGUUUGUGGGCGUCGUGUAGUCGCUUCACGACUUCUCAUUUUUGCAGCAUUCGGAUGUUGUACUUCGAGUUCGACGUGCGAUCCACCGGUGCUAUGGAACAUAACUUUUUUCGUUGGAAAUGAUCAAGAUCGAGAUCAGCCAAGCAGAAGUCGCCUCAGCACCAACAUCAAUCAAAGUGAGAGCAGUCACUCGGUCUGAUCUUUGAAAUCCAGACAAAAGUAGCUUUAAUAUCGAUCAACCUGCCGGUCUAAAGUAUGAUGAAGAUCCAGAUCGGAAAUCAGUCGGUAUUUGCUCCUCCAGCAAGGCAGAGGUCGCGUUCUACCUUGCGAUGAAGGUGGUUGGUUCGGAAAAUAAAACAGGCGAACUAAUCAUCUUCCUUUUGCGAAUUCAAGAAACGCAAGGGGGCAAAGGACGUCGAGCUAUUCCUAGGUCAACCUCAAGAAGGUAAAAAGAAAUAAAAAGACGGGGCUGAUUUGUAUCGGUAGUGCAAGUGCAAGUUUUGAAUCAUGUGUGCCACGCCUGUUGCUCUGCUUGACGUAAUCUUAUACGUAUAUUUUUUCCCGAUUCAUUUUCAUCAUUUCCACCCACCAGGCUCCGUUCUCGAACGUCCUUGAGGAUAAGUUUUGAACAGUAAAAGCCCCAACUUCCGCACAUCAUUUUUCCGUUUUGAAUCGCGUCGCUCCAUCAAAGGACAACUUCGACUAGUAUCUUUCCCGUGCACAAAACUACGAAGGCAGUGUUUUCAUAUUCAUUCUACUGAAAAAGCAAGCAGCUUUAUUUUUGACAGAGCCCCCGACCACGAGAACUGGGACGAGUAUUAAGGUUGAGAAGUAAAAACUUACAGCAUUACUUCAGCACAUUGGGCGCAGCGCAGCCUUAGAAAUCUGAAGUCUACAACCCACAUCCACGGAUCAGAGGCAAAAAUGGUGCUCCAUCCCCGGAGUAAGAGUUUCGUUUUCCGCGGUUUGCUUUCCACCAUGCUGCUACACGAAGUGGUUGUUAAUUAUAAGCAUACCGUCGUCGACGCAGCUGGUCUAUCUGGUGCCAGUCAAGCCUUUUAUGCUUUACCUCCUCAAGGAUCGAUCGGAGGGAGCAGGGGGCGUUCAUCAUCAAUCUCGCGGAAGUUCCCGUGAAUCCACCCCCGAGGGCUCAGCACCUUCCGCGUCGGACGUUCAUCAUGUUCACGGGCCGCGGGGUCCUCGACGAUGUGGGGGACAAGGCUCUACAGCGAGUGGCCCUAGGAGCCCAGGCCGUGGUGCGCGAGGACCACUACUUCCGCCUUCUACCACGACGGAGGUCCCCGUGAGUGGCCCAACUACUUCCGCUCGUCUGCCGGAACUGAAGCGCAAGGUUUUGGUGCUCUGCGCGACCGCAGGCAGUAUCGCGGGCAGGGUAUACUAUGAGGAUUUUCUACGUCCAUAUGCGGCGCAAUUCGCUCAGGAUCCUUCCCUUGCCGUCUUCGACAACCUCUAUGAUUCAGGAGAAGAGCACCAGCACACCACAACCCAUAUGACCAAAAAAGUAAAAAUUUCUCAUGCUCAACGCGACUGAAAGUGAAAUAUGAAAAGCAAAACAGCUCUUGCAACUGAGUCAGCGAGCAGAGAGGUAAUCUUUUGUCCUGUGUUGAGAUGCAGACGACGCUGAGUUGGAAAUGAAAUUGGGAUUACAUAUACAAACGGUGAUAAAAAAUUAAUUUCUAUCUAGGGCUGCACUCGGACGAACCGUAGGCGUUUAGUGACGCCAAAUCCAAAAGUAUUUAUAUUAUGACAAAUCAACUUUGAAUGUGGUUUGCUUGAGUUUUUCUGUGUGAUAGCCCCGAGCCGACCUACAUCGUGUCCAAAGAAACGGCCGCCCAUCCAGUUCGCGAACCUGGGGUGGGAUUAGCGGACAUCGCAGUCUUCAAACGUCUGCGAGAUCAAGACGCUUCGCCAAUAUGCAUUGCAAAUUGGUCUGGGCCUGGACGAAACUUCUGAUGCUGAGCUUCCAAGUGCAUCCAAGCAUGAGAUUUUUUUUGCAACGCUUUCUCCUUCUCGUUUCGUAUGUACAUACGCGCAUAAGCAUAUACAAACUGCGUUUCGUUUCCGUUUGAUACGAAACUUCGCUGUUGCUGCUCGUUGAAGUUGAACACAGAUUAUUGAUGAAUUUGCCGGACUAUUUUUGCCAGACAAGCGUCAGAAGUUCCUCCUUUUUAUCCCAGAUCGGUAGUGGCAAUGCAUAGCCUAUUCGCGUUUCGACCUUGACGGAUGACACGACUGAGCGCGAAAUUCAGGAGACUGCAUGUUGGGGCGCGGGUCCGCAGGGCUAUCAUGCAGUGAUCGAUGAGUAUUGCAACUACAACGCGGAUGCCCCUUUUAGCGAGUUCAUGACCAACCUCGUUACGCAGGCAAUUUACAAAAACUGCCUCCAGCCCGGCGGGUCUCUCGCCAUGCCGGAAAACCGGCCACAGGAAUGGCAAUGCGUUCCGUCGAGCUGGGAAAAAAUCGCCGUUCGUGCCGGAAAAUCGCAUGGCGAUCCACUCCGCAAACUUUUUAUCAACAAGGAGCAGCCGGGUACAUCAUCAGCAAGGGGCUGCCCUAGUAGGUUUACUACAUCUGAAUCCACCUCUAGAUGCCUGCUACAGUAGCAGGUAGACCGAAGGGCUUCUUCGUGCAAGCGUCGUUUUUGCGAUAUGGAACAAACUGGGCGAUGAAAUGUGGCACCGCCAAACCCUGCUGUCGUGUCCUGAGACUCAGCGCUGGGCGUUCCAUGUUUGAGAGCGGCGCAGGGGAAGAUAUGAUGAAGCAGACAUCAUCCGGCUGUGCGGAAAGUAUGUGAUAAAGCAGAUAUCAUCCGGCGAUUAGAUGUAGAUGUAGCACUCGAAGUAUUCUGUAUAUUCAAUGCUGUUGCAUUUUGGCUCAAGGUCCUUAAUAUACCAACCCCUCCGGGGGGGGCCCGCUGAGCAGUUCACUAUCACGACAGCGACCCCGUGAAGGAUAGACUAGUGUAGAAGCUGCAAUUUUAUUGACAACUUGAAUCAGUAGGAACACAAUCCAAAAGCUUUAAGAUCCAAAGACCACAAAGAUACAAAAGUUGCACGAUGAAAAAAUAAAACGCUCAGCCUAAGCCUCGCCAAGAGCCCUAGUAGAAGAAUUAUAGUCAGACCGUUCUUACGCAUCUGUGCCUCUCUUGAACUGCGACCAAUUUUUACCGAAGUAAGACACAUUUAGACCUACACUGCACCCCAACGCUCACACACACUGCAACUUUAUUUCGCUUCUGCACCAUAAGAAGCAUCAUCGUAAGAAACGCACAAACGUCUCAAAAUGGCCAAACCAGAAAAGAAGGGCAAGGGCAAGAACAGGAAGGGCGGCGGAAAGAACAAAGCCGACCAGCCGGCCGUUGCCCCGACCCAGACCAAGGCCUUCACCCGCGCGCAGUACGACACUGCGGUCUUGAAAGCUCGCAACAUUGUGUCCAUCCACGGUGUGGAUUGGCUACCUCUCGCUGAGUGGAAGGAGGAAAGAGCCGAGGAGGAGAAACGCGCCGCAGAACAAGCCGAGAAUGGCGCGGCUGCCAGCAGUAGUAGUGCAGUACAGGCGGCGCGACCGCCUUUCUCCCCGGGACACACGAAGAACUCGACUUCCACCUCGAUCAUCACAAUUUCGCAGAUGAAAUUCCCGGACAUAGUCGACAAGUGGAAGGAGAAGUUCAUUGAGACCGUCGGCGACGCAGUUUCGCACGCUAAAGUCAUAGAGGGCGAAAACGUGCAGGAGCUGCAAGAGGACGACGACGGUAAGCUGCAGCUGGUCGAUCUAAUGGACGAAUACGGGGAUGAAGACGAGAAAAAGAGCGACCGGUUGGCGGAGGAGAUGGCGCAAGCCUUUCGCCGCAUCGAGCCGGACUUUAUCGCCAGCAUUGCAGUUUUCAAGUCGGGGUGGAUUGAGGUGAUGCUGAAGCCCAACAGUGAGACGAUGAAGCUGCGCAGUUUGGUGCAGAGCCGCAAGAGAAACGUCACGAAGCAGCACUUGACCUCCCUGCAGGUCAAGGAGCAUAUCGUCCGCAACCCGGAGGACACACUGAAAAAAGAGCGAAAAAUCACGAACCGGGCGGAAGAGGACGAGAAGAAAGCGAUGGAAGGGAUCGAGGAAGGAGACGAAGAGGGCGAGGGUGACAAAGCGGAUCCGUCCGCAAAGCGGCCCAAGAACGGGGCGCAGGAAGACACGUCUUCCCCCUCACCCGCCGAAGCCGAAGAUCCCGGGGGCAACAAGGAGAACAAAUUGAAUAAGCGGACCAGGAGCAAGAGUACGAAUAAGAAAAACAAAAAAGACAAGACGACCAGUGGUGGCAGCGGGACCAGCACCACUGGCGGGGCCACAAACACCACGAAAAAAGCGGAGGAGAAGCCGAGGCGGAUCAUCGCCGGCGGUUCGAGGCGACGUUGAUCUGCGCCGCGCAGAUCGCCAUUUCUUCUGCUGAGUACUUCUCUCUCCGGAGCACGCAAAUUAGAAAUUCGACACCUCUGUGGGGCGAGUAAGCGAGGCCGCGGCUGUUGUUAUAGCCAUGGCGUAGAGCAAGAUCGUUUUCAUCUGUCCCGACCGAAAUUAACCAAGAGACCGAACCAACGAGCGACGAAGAUUAUCCCAGGGCGGGCCCAGCGGGUCAGCCCUUGCAUUUGCAACCAAGAAGUCCCGGCACUUUGCCGGUUUUUACUCUGAAGGAAGAUAGCUGAACGUGGAGCGGAAUAAUGGCGCACACAAGCCUUGACUUGUGAGCACGACGCACAGAAGGCGCGUCAUUCAGACAAUCGGAUCGCCAAUCCGUUUGUUCUUAUUGCAGGCUUAAUUGUGACACUAUCCGCGAAUGAAGUAAGAGCGUCCCCCGGGCGCGGUUUUUAACAGUGACGAAAGAAGAAUUUGCGUUCGAUCGGGAAUUCGAAGCUAUUAGCAUCAGUACUAUACGCGACAGAAGAAGUAAUUUUUUAAUCUAUCUAGAUUUUUCCUUGCCGCCGGAAGCGGGGCAGAGAGAAACUUCUGGACGUUGAGCGGGCGGAGGGAAGAGCACUGAGCGGUCGGCGGGAAGCGUCGGGUUGCAUCAGGCGGAGAGAGCGUUUUUUCUUGCUCGAGAGAAGCUACACCUGCUUCGAGAGUUGGCUCAAGGAGUGCGGCUCAAGCGGGAAGUGGCUCAAGCGGAGCGGAACAACAACAACUACGACCCGACUCAAGAUGGACCACGAAAAACAACCACCGAGAAACCACACAAACGCCGCGCAGUCAGCUCCCCUGCAGGGGGAGCUCCCCAGCAGCGGCAGCAGUGCCAAGAGCACCGGAUGGGAAGCUCCCGCCCGAGACUGGCGGACGACGGCGAAAACGAAAACCAAAACAACAAAGAGGAUAAGGCUGGGCACAUUUAACGUCAGGACGCUUGGGAAACGCGACGAAGGUCGCGACGUUUGGUCGGUGCAGCUUCUUUCGCUCGUGGACGACGCGAAGCGGCAGAAGCUGGAUGUAGUGCUGCUACAAGAAACAAAAACUCGCGAGUGGCUUGUGGGAGAACAAUGGCCGGGCGGAUGCAGAGCGUAUGGUGGGGGAGCGACGUCGAAUUCAAGCGGGGCACCGGUAGGAGGCACCGUAAUAGUGAUCAGAUCGGGAAUAAAAGUCGAGGACGUCAGCGACACACAGCAGGCGAGGUUGGUCCGGGUUUCGAUCCGGGGCGGCUUCGGGAAGAGAGUGCACAUUUACAGUGUGUACGCCCCCACCAACACAGCAGCAACAGAGGCAAAGCAGAACUACUACGACCUGGCGCGGGAGGAGAUGCAGCGACACAGUAGAUACGACGUCGCCAUCCUUGGCGGCGAUCACAACUGUGAAUUGGGGGGCCCAGAGACGGAGCUUGCAGACGCAGGCUUAAGCUAUGUAGUUGGAAGAUGUGGGCUUACCAGCGAUUUUGUUCUCCGCUCGGAUAAUCGCGAAAGGCUGCACGCCCUGGCAGCGGCAAACCACCUGGUCGACCUUUCGAGCCUCCAAAGAAAGAAAUGGAGCCAGCGGCACACCUUUGAGGGGGAAUGGAAGUCGGAGGGCGCGCGGAGGCUGCGCGAAUAUGAUAGGUUUUUGGUCUCGUUUCGAGACAAGGGCCUUUUCGAAAAACUGCGUGUAGUGCGGGGAACUGCAGUGCAGGGCGACCACUGCCUAGUGGUGGUGGAGAUGAAGCUGGGAGCAAUAAAGCAACCGGUGGUGAGGAAGAUCCCCCCCCAGAUCAUCAGGAGCAAGGAGAAAGCACAGGCAGCAGACAACUUACUAGCAACAAAAUACACCCCGGAAGCCAUCGCGCAAAUAGAAGAGGGGGAAACAAGCGCGGCGGCCUUUUGGUCGCAAUUUCAGAAAGACCCCCGCACGACCCUCGACAAGCUGAACAAUCUGACCCCGGCCGGACCGCGCAAGCCGUGGAUCACGGCAGAAACCUGGGGGAAGACCGAAGAGCGAAGACGGGCGAAGCAGCAAAAGAAGAAGGUGACCGGGCUAACCAGGGAGAUCAAUAAGUUGGUGAAACGCGACCGAUUAGCAUGGGUGGCAGACAAAGUAGAAUCUCUCAGGCGGGCAGACCAAUGCGGCAAUACGAAAAUGGUGUAUGAAACAGUGCGCCAGCUCGCAGGGCGGGGGAGACAGAGACCGCAGGAACUGCCCGGCCCCCCAGAAGCCUGGACGGAAUUCUGGGGGGGCGUGUUCGGGACGGAGAGACCAACAGCACCACCCAACGUCCAGCAAACAAAAACGUGGAAAAGGUGCGCGGCAGAACUAGAAAAAGACGAGACGGCGAAAGCAUGGCGCAGCGGCUUGGACGAAAUUCCGACCGAAGCCGAAAUUGUUGCCGCGCUCCGAGAGCUGAAGCGGGGCAAGGCCUUUGCAGGCCCAAUCCCGGCGGAAUUCGCACGUGAGUGCCCGACGGCGCAGGCCGUACUAGUGUCCCUAGUGCGCCGCAUAUUCAGAGGGGACGACAUUCCCCCUGAAUGGGGUGAGGCGGUAGUGGCGAUGCUUCACAAGGACGGGGUGAAGCGGGACCCGAAGAACUACCGACCCAUAGCCCUGAUAACCCUGGGCGAGAAGUUGCUCGGCUUGCUUGGUAAUCCUGCGGCGGAUCGAAGACGAGGCCAACAAGCACAUGAGCCCAAAGCAGAAGGGCUGCCGCCGCGGGCUGUCCUGCCGGCACGCAGUCUUCCAGUUGUUGCGGGACAUAGAGAAGAACAACAGGGAGGGGCGCCGGGCCUACUACACGUUUAUAGACUUCCAGAAAGCUUUCGAUAGCCUCGCGUGGUCGGUCUUGUUCCCCAUUUUGAGGAAGCAGGGCCUACCAGAAAAUGUCUGCAAAGUGGUGCAAAACAUGUACCAAAAGUGCGCGCAGGUAGUCACACGACUGGGCGACAACAAGAGCGCCCCAGCGUUCAAGCAAAAGAGCGGGAUCAGGCAAGGGAGCGGCCUGAGCCCGCUCCUUUUUGCGUUAUGCCUGGAUUGGGCGAUACGACAACUCGCCAAGACGAUGGCGGAAGAGUACGGGUGGACCGAAGACGAGGCGUGGGCACACGCCCUGACCUGGUUGGGGUUCGUCGACGACCUCGUCGUCAAAGAGGCCAGCAGGGCGGCGGCGGAGUUUGCGCUCCGCGAAUUGGCGGCUGCGUGCCGCUUCGUCGGCCUGGAGUUGAACGUGAAAAAGACGAAGGUCAUGGCGGUCAACCCGGAAGUGGAGAAGCGGAAAAAUCCAGAGGCAGUAAUGGAAAGAUUAGUAGUAGACGAAGCAGAGGGGUGGCUGAUCGACUGGAGCGGGGCGGACUGGUGUUCAGAGUGGGCUGCCGAAAUACAGCAGCUACCAGCGCCGCGGGAUGCAUCCGGCGAUCUAGCUCCCACACAUUUUCUCGUGUGGGACGACCCGAGCCUGGGUAUAGAAGUUUUAUCAUGCAAGCAGUCCGGGUGGGCGCGCACACACAAUGGGGAAAGCAUGAGAACAACAAUGUUGGGCCACAGGAAGUACGUGCUGGAGGAGAAAAACAAGUUUGUGUGUGAGCGGUGUGGCGGCAUCUUGGCAGACGAGACGGCGCUGCAAUUCCACCAAGCCACCGGCUUUUGCCGCCCAGUAAAAACGCUGAAAGAACUCAGAACCCUGCGGGUCAGCCGCAUGGUGGAAGAGAAGAAAAAGCAAAAGGCGAAAGCCUUGGCGCCGGAAAGCGUCCCGCCCUUCGAGUACAAUGGCGGGGCGGUGGAGAUAGUGGGCUGCUUCAGAUACCUAGGGACAGAAGUCGGGCGGGACGGCAGCACAGAGGGAGAAACGACACGGCGGUGCGCAAUUGCCGCCGGGGUCGUAAAACAACUAGCCCCGGUGUGGCGCGACGCCACACUGCCGACCAGGCUCAAGUCCGACCUCUAUCGGGCGUUGAGUUUGAGCAUAGCGUUGUACAACGCGGAGACGUGGACCACCACAACAGCGCAGGACGCCGCGCUGCGGCGGUUCCAAGACUCAGCUCUUCGCGAAAUCCUCGGGGGCCACUUCCGUAACGAAGGAUAGGAAAAAGCAGGCUCGAGCUCUGCCACGAGCUCGGGGUGCAGCCUAUCGAGGACGAGAUCCGCGCGAAGCGGGUCGCGUGGAUUGCCCACGCCCGUCGGGGAGACGAAAACGAAGGGUCUUUUGCGCGCAUCGAGGCAAAAAUAAAACACAAGACUCCCUGGGGGAGACAAGCGCAGGAGGACUUAGACUACUACGCAAUACCGCUGGAAGUAAUCAAAGAAACAAAGCCGACGGGAAUCGCAAUCCGGGCCACAAUAGACGCAGCCAGGCGCGUAAAGACACCGAAAAAGCCAAAAGGCGCAAAGGCAGGCGCGCCAAAAAGCAAAAAGCGGACAGCGAUGGAAGAAGAGAGACGACGAAGACUAGAACAGCAGCGAGAGGAACAGGAAGAGAGGAACAGGGAAACGCUGCAGCGAAUUAGCGGGAAAGUGUGGACAAAGCGACCACGGUCCAAGUACAGCUUCUUCGUAAAAACGGACGACGGCAAAGAGCUGCAGUUCCGAGUCAGUAGCUUCUUUUUCUGUGAGAACGCGGGAAAGGAGGAGGCGACGGUCUAUGGCUCCAUUUUUAGACAAGACAGCAGUACUAAGAUAUGGGUUGCCGACGACCUGCCCCCCGGCCAGUAACGCCCGCCCGGGCACCAGGAAAUAGUGUCACGCUGCGCAUCCGAAUAUAGCCUUAAGUUAAAGAAAGCCUAUUAGACUAAUAACCGGAUUAAGCAGACAGUAGUAGUAGUAGUAGUAGUAAUGCUGUUGCACAGGAACGAUGCAGAUAGACUCCCAGAUGGUGAACUUCACCAUCUGGGAGUCUAUCUGCUACGCUGAAGGAUGGAGGAAUCUAUCCUUCACUGAAGGAUAGAUUCUCGGAUAGUGAUCGUCAUACCGAUACGCUUUCAAAGGAAAUUGAAAACAACAAAAAGAUGAUGGUCGUCGUACUGAAAAAACAAAAAACAUGAAACACUAAAUGGGAUGAUGAAAACUAUUGGCCUGAGGUGGAACCCCAUGGCGUCGCAUUCCGCGCCUGAACUAAACUUUUAGAAGUUCUUCACAGGCUCUUGGUGCGUCCGAUUUAAAAGCUAAAAGCUUAGCUGGCAAAGCAAUGGUCGAAGGUACUACUAGUCGCUCG